Myxocyprinus asiaticus (Chinese sucker) is the source of this 4925-nucleotide messenger RNA. It is a transcript of the gene itgb1bp1, whose product is annotated as integrin beta 1 binding protein 1. Gene Ontology annotation, biological process: negative regulation of focal adhesion assembly; negative regulation of substrate adhesion-dependent cell spreading. Bases 191 to 787 code for a protein of 198 amino acids. The transcript is spliced from 7 exons. The record is from RefSeq and is a predicted model, not a curated record. Gene Ontology annotation, cellular component: ruffle; lamellipodium; cytoskeleton. Gene Ontology annotation, molecular function: integrin binding. Lineage: Eukaryota; Metazoa; Chordata; Actinopteri; Cypriniformes; Catostomidae.
GCCGCACAGGAAGUGAAGCAUCAACGCAAGUCUCGCAAAAACAGAGUACUGCGGACCGCCACUUUGAUGAAACUACAUAAUAAUAAUAAUUAUUACAGCCCUACACUGCUGCAUACUGGCUUCAAAAUAGAGACUCUGCUGCCAUCUGCUGGUCAGCUGGAGAACUGCAGCACUGGCGUCAUGGUGAAGGAUGUUUAGAAAGGUCAAGAAGCGCCACAGCAGCAGCAGCUCCCAGAGCAGUGAGAUCAGCACUAAAAGCAAGUCUGUAGAUUCCAGUUUGGGAGGCCUGUCUAGGUCAAGCACGGUCGCCAGCCUUGACACCGACUCCACCAAGAGCUCAGGUAAUGCUGUGUCUGAGACCUGUGCUGAGUUCAGGGUAAAAUAUGUGGGAGUCAUUGAGAAGCUGCAUUUUGAGAUGAGCAAAACCCUCCAGGAGCCUCUAGACCUUAUCAACUACAUUGAUGCAGCUCAGCAAGAUGGAAAACUUCCAUUUGUGCCAGGAGAUGAGGAGAUGAUUCUGGGAGUGUCCAAGUAUGGAGUAAAAGUGGCAUCAUUGGACCAGUGUGAUGUGCUUCACCGUCACCCGCUCUACCUGAUAGUGCGGAUGCUUUGCUAUGAUGAUGGUCUGGGUGCAGGGAAGAACCUGCUAGCACUGAAAACCACUGAUGCCAAGCAGCAGGAGUGCAGCAUCUGGGUUUAUCAGUGCAGCAGUGCGGAGCAAGCCCAGGCCAUCUGCAAAGUACUGUCCACCUCCUUUGACUGUGCCCUGGCCUCAGAGAAGUCCUGAGGUCUAUUUGGGAGCGCUCUGUUUCUUCCACCAUUACUCAUUCCCGGGAGGAAUGGAAGACUUGGAGCAGGCCUGUGGAAGUCUUGUAGUUUCUGGAGUUUUUUUUUAACUGAUCUGAAAGAAAUGCUGCGAUUUCUCCUUAUGAUUAAUGUUUGUGCUGGUGAUUUGGUUUUUGUUCAGCAUGAAAGGGCAACCAUCUCAACCAUGUUUACACCAUAAUCAUUAGUCUUGCCAAAAAUCCUCUUCUCCAGUGUUUCCCAACCCCCCCCCCCACAUCAGUAUGCAUUUUGGAUCCCUGUGUCCAUAUAUAAUAUUUGUACCACCCUACUAUAUAGUAUGUAGAAAGCAGCAUGUCAAAUUAAGUGUAAUGAAUCAGUAGGCAAGAAAUACCCAGAUGACCUAUUGCAUCUGCUGAGAUUCUGAAGUGGUCAUCCACUGGACACUGUACUAUCCCAUAAGGACAUGGGAUCUAAGGAGCUGUCAGAUUAAAAAUACUGAAAUAAAAAAACGUCUGAGAAACGUGAGUCUGGCAGCUCUCUUGGUAUUUAAGUGCAAGUGCUACAUAUACCAAGAAAGUUGUUCCUCCUGGUUACAUUGUACUCGUUUAACAAAACCAGAGUAAAUUAUUUUUGCGGUCGUUGUUAUGACAUCAUGCACAUUCCUGGGUGAAGUAUGUCCCGAAAUGCAUUUAUACUACAUACAUACUAAACUUUAUCUUCGUGCGACCCCGCAUACACAUGCGUGGACAUUGUAUUUUGGCUUCGCUAUACGCAACGCAUAAUUUAAAUUCAUUUAAACUGACUGAUCUCAGUUCAGAAGACUCUGCUGUCAGUAAAGGGUUAAACUUUCAAUGCACGGAGUCCUGUGACACAACAACAUAGCGCUGAUCACAGUGGAGUUUGUAUUUAGGAGAAAUGCCAACAAAACUACAUCUGGUAAGAAACCUAAUCAAGUCUUUACAUUGAAACCUGUUUGAGUCAAAAGAUUACAGUCUCUAGUUUCAUCCGAUAUGCCAUUUUUCAAAUUGGAGCAAUUUAUCGUGAAAUGCCACUGUUUGCUUUUUUUUCAUGAUUAUUAGGUGCUACUAGUUACAAAUCAAAAAGGGAAUUGGAAAAUGCACACAUCAGUCAUACUCGGGUUUCAGGAGGUUAAUAAUGGUCAAUAAGUAUGUUCUUGAUCAAAUGCAGUAUUUACUCUGAAAGUGCAGGAAUUUGGACACAGAAAAUGUGAAAUGUGUACUGCUAGGUGGCCUCAAGGUACAGGGUUGGGAAACACUGCUCUACUCCGAACAUCCCUGCCAUAAUCCAAAGGUCCAGCGAACAGUUGUGGGCUGCAUCUAUUUUUGUAACCUAAUUUAAUCUUAUUUAAUGUAAAUACAGUAACCUCAGAGCACACUUCCCACCAUGGGCCAGUAAAUCUGUGAUUUCUGAGAACCUAGUGGGAUUUGUGCAAACUAUGGUACAUUAAUGUCAGUAUGACGGGGACUUGUUCAUCAAAGAUGCUGUAAACGCCAAACCCUCUGCGCCCUGUACGUGUAGAGGUUGUAAUGGCUCAUAUGACAAUCAAUGCUGUUUGUAAAAUCUACCCCUUUUUUUGUCAUCCAUCUCCAAUGUUCUGGUCCAGAUUGGAUCAGUUAAUAUGGUACAAUAAAGCAGUGCAAAUGUAAUUAUCUAAAAAAUGCUGAAGUUUUGCUUGUCUUUACAGUAUUUCGUUUUUUUUAAAGUCUAAAAACUGUUGAAAGAUACCCUUCUGUGUAGCUAUCCACAGUUUUCCUUACCAACCACUGGGCAGCGCCAUGAUGAUUCUGGUUGUUCCCUGGACUGUUUUCUGGUUCUGAUCCAUUUAAGAAGCAAUCCAGACAGAGAACAACAACCAUUUUAGUGUUAGUUGGAGUAAAAAUGAGUUCAGGCUUAAGUUGAAGUUGUUAGGUGUCAUAACUCAAUUUAGUUAAUGGUAUUAACGUAACUAACCUCGGGCCAUCACUUCUUGUCAUCUAUCCACUCGGAUGAGGCACUGUCAAAAGAUGGUCAUCGCAACUCUUUAAAGUACUGGCACAAUGGAGCCACAAGUUUUGUUUUUUUUAUUUGGUAAGUAAAAAACAAUUUUAUUCGAUAAAAACAUAUGCUGAUGUGAGUGAAAACACUGGAGACUGGAAAACAAAAACAGGCUGCCGUUAAGAAUUGUGGAACAAUACCACAUUCAGAAAAAGCUGAAUAAUUAAAAUGGGUUUUAAAAAAUUUUCGUGCCACUUUUCAGAGAUUUAUUGAUCACGUUUACAUGCGCAAUCUUACACUGAUUAUGUUUAAUAAGCCGACAGCAUGAAAGGCCAUGUAAACGCUUUAAACAGCAUUGCUUUAUUGCCGCAAGGUCAUAAACUAUGGUGGGAACUCCGUGUCAAAGACAAGCUGUGGUUGUUUGUGCAGGAACACUUGGGAAAUGUAAAAAGACAAGGUGUAAGACAUAUUACAUUAUCAUCGCUUCCAAGGAAAGGCCAUGUACUAAUAAGUAAACCUACAAUGAGUUAUAAAACUAAGAUUAAGAACUUUAAUAUAAACACAGACCAAUGCAUUCUAAACUAAAGAGAGAAAUAUUGACACUUCAUUAAUCUUAAAGGGAUAGUUCACCCAAAAAUAAAUAUUCCCUUGUCAUUGACUCACCCUCAUGCCAUCCCAGAUGUGUAUGACUUUCUUUCUUCUGCAGAAGAUUUUUAGAAGAAUAUCUCAUCUCUGUAGGUCCAUACAAUGCAAGUGAAUGGUGACCAAAACUUUGAAGUUCCAAAAAUCACAUAAAGGCAGCAUAAAAUUAAUCCAUAAGACUCUAGUGGUUUAAUCCAUGUCUUCAGAAGAGAUCCAAUUGGUUUUGGGUGAGAAACAGACCAAAACAUAACUAAAUUGUAACUAUAAAACUUGACAUAAGCAUUCUCCUUGGCGAUCAUGAUUUCAGGCACGAUUACACUUACUAGCGCUCUGCGCAUGCGUCAAGCUCCAGGAAGUAUAACGUAAAUCUCGUGUAAAUGCUUUUUUUUUUUUUUUUUGGUAGCUAUCAGCCUAUUGGUGUGCAAGAACAGUAAAUUCACUCAGUGUCUCAGUUCUCUGCUGUUUAGGUUGCAAGCAGUUAGAUCUAUUAGUUUGGCAAUUAAAAGUUUUAUUUAUCUUAUGACUUUAAGGGCAUAAGAAGUAUACAUUUAUCAGUAUGUGUGUUCCCUGGGAAUCAAACCCUUGACCUUGACAUUUGUAACAACAUGCUUUAGGUUAGGGCUGGCCGGUUUUUCUGAUUUGUUCCAAUUCAAAGUUGCAUUUUGACACAAUAUUUUAUUUUUUUAAAUCAAGAAAUUUGAGAUUUUGCAAAAAAUAUUGCAAACGCUAUAAUUAGAUGCAUUGUAAAUCCACCAAAGGCUGAAUGAGGAAGAUAAAAAGAAUUCACAGCGCUUGUCUUAAUGCCGCUCUCGAUCUGAUCAGCUGCUCGUGUGUUGCGUGCUCCAAAUGAACGUGACAGGUUAACAAAAGAGAGAUUGAUAUAAAAGACAGCUGUAAUAUUCCCAAUGCAAUUGUACACAGUGUGAUUGUAGCUCACCUUUGUCCAUCAUGCAUGGAUAUACCGGCUUAAGACCAUAACUGGCCUUGACAUGUGCAUGUUGAUGAACGGUGUCCUUUCUUUGACCUAUAAAAAAAGUGUCAAAUAAUUUGGAUAGGCUAUAUUUGGGAGAAUCAAACAUCCACUGCUCCUUUUACCAUGAUGAUUCAGAUAGAUCUCUAAUUAUUGCUUUUGUUCUGUGACGUGUUUCAAGUGUACUGCAUCUAUAGCCAACAUUUAACAAGCGGUCAUUUUGACAAACUUUGCUAGUUGAAUUGUAAUGAUAUAUUUCAUAUUGCUGCGCUGCUCAGCGUAAACCGCUAGAGGGUAGGUCUCUAUCUGCAGGGGUUUAUGAAUAUACAAACAAAUUGUUACUUUCUAGAUAAACUUGAUAAUUUAUAGAUAUUGAUGUCUAGAUAGAUUUGUUUUAGAUAAAAUGAAUACCUACACUGACAAGAAGUAUUUUGCAGUUUUCUUAUUUUAUUCUAUUAUUUCUAAACAUCUGGGUUUAUUAGGUUUUAAUUUAUUUUACAUUUACACUAUGUUGACAACUUCCCCCUGUGGU